AUGAAUGAAGGGACAUAUAACAAUGUUAUUCGGAGCAACAGCCCCUUCUCCCCAAUGACUCCCUCGACUCCCAACUCAAGUUCUUAUAAGACGAACAUGAACCGGACCAAGACGAGGAAAUGGGUUGAGGCAAAAGUUCAGAGUUAUGAUGGCGAUGAUUGGGGAAAUGAAUAUGAGGACGAAUACGAGGAGCCCGAGCAACCACCUGCCUCGAGAGUGGCCGAAUUGCGACAACAAUACUCGGCGAGCACCCUACCCUCAUCCCGGACCUUUCCCCAAACCGCACCCGAUGUUAGUUCCAACGUGUCUCGCUCCUUCGGAUCGAGAAACCCUGGCGGCCCACCGUCGCUACACUUGCAGACGGGCCUCGGUUCGAGAUAUCACCCCGUCGAAGUCACUUCGUCGUCUGCGCAAAGUUCCGCGUCUGGGCUGCCGCAGUACCCUCGCCAGAGCAGCGUGGAUCCCCCCGAUGUUGAGGCUUCAAGGCCUGGCGCUCAGCCGGGCCCUCAUUCCGUUACAAGGUCGUGGACGGACCCGAGAGCAGCGUCCCCAGAUAGGGUGCUGGGCAACCCUUCGAAGCCAGCAGACCGGUUUGGCGAGGAAAUCGAAAAGGAACAGAGACCUGAGGAGACGAGCAGGCCGAAUCUAGAAAGCUACGGCGGUCCCGGCUUCUCUCGCGGCCCGAGGUCUGCGCUGGGCCCCGUCGACGAGCAGAAAGAAGGAUACGGUACGGGAUUGACAGCCUCGGAUACUGAACGCAAGCCCGAAUCAGGCCUACAACCUCCGAAUCCGGACCGCCUCUCUACCAGCCCCAAGUUGCCCGAUCUAGCACGAAUGUCCGGGUUUGGCGACGACUUUUUUUCGAGCUCCGGGAAGUUCAGUUCCUUUUCGCCAGUGUCGGGUAGUCAACAACAAGCCGUUUCGGCAAACACUAACCUUGGCUCGCCGAUCGGACUGGAUGAUAAGCGACGUGACGCUAUAGGACUUUCUGGAAGCAAACCACCUAGUGUUUUGGGUGGCCCCAAGCUCGAACCGAGCCCCGAGAUAGCCAUGCCUCCAUCUGAAAGCGCCUUGGAGCCGAAGAAGGGCCAGUCACUGGUCGAGUCUCAGCAAUCUGCCCCGAUCAGACCCCACCUGCCCGGCGCUUGGGUAUCAGAGUCUGUCUCUAUUGGUUCCGGACAUCCGUCAUCCGUGGAAAGGCCUAGAGGAGUCGCAUCGGCGCCCUCGGGCGGCGAUGUCCAGGACAGUGUGCCUCCAAUCGGCGCUGCCCACGCCGGAUCCGCUGAUAUCGAGCCGACCACAACUCUUAGACAGCUCCCAUCAGCGCCAGGCACAUCGAAGACGGUUGCGGAAGCCAAAGCUUUCUACGAGUCUCGGAGCGAUACCUUUGGUCGGCCUAUUGGAGAGCAUGACAACGUAGUGGCUUCGAAAGUGGUUGCCUCCGGGCUGGGUUACCAUCCGACGCCGCAGUCUCUUCCGCCUUUGAAGACGGAAAACUCGCUCGUCGCGGCGUCCGAUAUAGCGCAAAUCGACAGGGAAGGGGACCGUAGACAAAACGAGCCGGCGCCGCCUUCUUCCGUCUAUAUGGAUUCGUCCUCCCAGCAAUCUCCUUCCACCCAACAAAGCGCGGCGUCCACGGGAUCAGGCUUUACCCCCACAGCACCCUUGAACCCACAUCGACCUUUGAAUGCCCCUACAGACCUGGUAACGCCGACAAUACAGCAGCGAAAGUCUACGAUGAGCACGAUUGAUACCGCGUCCCCGGAGAAGGAGAGCGACAAGCUAAGAGAAGAGAUCAUAAAGUCUCUAAGUUCAAGCCCCGCGGCUACUUCCGGCGACGGCGCUGUUUUAGGCUCUUCGCACGACUCCUCCGAUGCGGCCAAGCGUGGACCGACCCGGGAGAGCACUUACCUAUCCGACGUAUACGACGAUUACUUGAAUUCCGUUGAGGAGAAGACCAUUCAAGAGACCAGCAAUACUCUCAAACAGGGCCACCAGGGAGCCGAGCACCGUUCUGGCGAGGCUUUACCCGCCUCUGGCAUUGACGUUGACCAGGAUUUCUUUCCUGAAAUCGCCCCGCUAAGUCCACUGAGAAACCCGGAGCCGAGGAUUGUCACUCGGCCAAGACAAUUUUCCUGGGAGGCUGGUCCGCCGGAGCCGGUCGACGACAAGCUCGCCGAGACGGAAUUGAAAGGGUCGGCGCUCUCGCUCGGAUUAGAUUCAGCUAACCCAGACAAGAAUGAGUCAACACCGGGAGCAGCAGAAGUCGGCGCAACGGCACCCUCCUUCGGCACCCUACAGGCUCAACCUGAGGCUACUGGCACCGUAUCCCACCAAGUCUCUAAGGCCAGUAGCCAAGCUCCUGGAGAUCCAUCACCCUCGGAGCUGGAUCCUCCUUCGCCCAUUUCGACGACGGCAGAGAGGAAACCUUCGGUCCAAGCUGCUGUCGCUGAUGCAUCUCGCCUUUCCUUCGCCGAGGAGAAGGAGAAGAUAAUCACGCAAUCAUACUCGAGUAGAUCUUCCGAGGAACGACAUCCUGUAUGGGGAAGACAACCUGACUUGACGCUUGCGCCGCCGCCUGCCGUCCAGUCGAGUUCGCAGGCGAAGAUCAUGGCCUUCCGGGACAUUCUCAAUAUCGUGUCUAUCGAGCAGAGGAUUCGGAAGUUCGACGAAACGCGAACCCAGUUUUACUCGAUCGAAUCGGGUUUGUCGAAUUGGGUCGCGUAUAUGCAGAGCCAGAUUGAUCAGGGAACAGCGGCGACGCUUGGUUCCUCGUUAACGCCUGGCCGAACAUCUCCACCCGACGGCCACGUACACCCAAAUGCCAACACCCAAGGUGCCCCUACUGGGCAGCUCGGAAUACCACCAACGGGCAACAACCUGCAACCCGCGAUUGGGUUUGGCUCCGGUAACCACCAAGUUGGGGUGAAGAGCAAGGAGCUUCUACACGCUGCAGGAGCGUUUGGCAACAAGGGUGUGAAGUCUGGUAUGAAGCUAUUCAGCAAGGGGAAGAGCAAGCUCCGCGGAACAGGCGACAAGGUAUUCUUCUAG
Messenger RNA from Durotheca rogersii, 3051 nucleotides. RefSeq lists its product as uncharacterized. Lineage: Eukaryota; Fungi; Ascomycota; Sordariomycetes; Xylariales; Xylariaceae. The record is from RefSeq and is a predicted model, not a curated record. The coding region runs from base 1 to 3051 and encodes 1016 amino acids. The transcript has 2 exons.